Phytophthora sojae is the source of this 4575-nucleotide messenger RNA. RefSeq lists its product as hypothetical. NCBI's taxonomy places the organism in Eukaryota, Oomycota, Peronosporomycetes, Peronosporales, Peronosporaceae. The transcript has 2 exons. Gene Ontology annotation, molecular function: ATP binding; metal ion binding; carbamoyl-phosphate synthase (glutamine-hydrolyzing) activity. Gene Ontology annotation, cellular component: cytoplasm. The record is from RefSeq and is a predicted model, not a curated record. Gene Ontology annotation, biological process: 'de novo' pyrimidine nucleobase biosynthetic process; L-glutamine metabolic process. Bases 1 to 4488 code for a protein of 1495 amino acids.
AUGCUUCGCCUGACGCACUCGGCGAAGCGCCGCGUGCCGCUGUACAAGGCCAGCGGCAACCGCCUGCUGGUGGCCGCGCGCGAGAAGUUCGAGGACGGCUCGCGCUUCCACGGCGUGUCGUUCGGCGCCAAGAAGUCGAUGGCCGGCGAGGUCGUCUUCACCACGGGCAUGGUGGGCUACCCGGAGGCGCUCACGGACCCGUCCUUCAAGGGCCAGAUCCUUAACAUGACCUUCCCCAUGAUCGGCAACUACGGCGUGCCCGACACCAAGGCGCUGGACGAGUUCGGCCUCAACAAGAACAUCGAGUCCGACCGCAUCCACGCCGCCGGCAUGAUCGUGCAGGACUACUCGAACCACCACAGCCACUGGAACGCCGCGCAGUCGCUCUCCGACUGGCUCGAGAGCGAGGGCAUCCCCGGUAUCGCCGGCAUCGACACGCGCGCCAUCACCAAGAAGAUCCGCGCGCACGGCGCCAUGGCCGGCCGCAUCAUUGUCGAGGGCAGCGACAAGCCCAACCUCGUGGACGUCAACGAGGCCAACCUCGCCUCGCUCGUGUCCACUAAGGAGGUCAUCACGUACGGCAAGGGCAACCCGCUCAAGAUCCUGGCCGUGGACUGCGGUAUCAAGUACAACAUCAUCCGCGAGCUCGUCAAGCGCGGCGCCGAGGUCAAGCGCGUGCCGUGGAACCACGACAUCUCGUCCGAGAUCGGCUGGUACGACGGUCUCUUCAUCUCCAACGGCCCCGGCGACCCGGCCAUCAUGAAGGAGACUACGGCCCAACUCAAGAAGGCCCUGGAGUUGCAGGGCGACAACGUCAAGCCCAUCUUCGGUAUCUGUCUGGGCAACCAGCUGCUCAGUCUUGCCGCCGGCGCCAACACGUACAAGCUGCCGUUCGGCAACCGUGGCCAGAACCAGCCCGUGCACAACCUCAAGACCGGCCAGAGCUACAUCACCGCCCAGAACCAUGGUUACGCCGUGGACGGCAAGACCCUGCCCAGCGACUGGGAGGAGCUGUUCGUGAACCUCAACGACGGCACCAACGAGGGUAUCAUCCACAAGUCCAAGCCGUACUUCACGGCGCAGUUCCACCCGGAGCACGCUGGCGGCCCCACGGACACGGAGUUCCUCUUCGACACGUUCCUUGAUGCCGUGCGCACCAAGGAGAAGGGCCCGAUCAAGAGCCUGGUGCAGCGCCCACACAUCGAGCGCCCGAAGGUGAAGAAGGUACUGGUGCUCGGAUCCGGUGGUCUGUCCAUUGGCCAGGCCGGUGAGUUCGACUACUCCGGCUCGCAGGCCAUCAAGGCGCUGAAGGAGGAGAACAUCGAGACGAUCCUGAUCAACCCCAAUAUCGCCUCCGUGCAGACCAACAUUGACCGCUCGAGCGAGGCUCAGGCCAGCAAUGUGUACUACCUGCCGGUGAACCCCGAGUUCGUGGAGCAGGUGAUCAAGCGCGAGCGCCCCGACGGUAUCCUUAUCUCGAUGGGUGGCCAGACCGCGUUGAACUGCGGUGUGGAGCUUGACAAGCGCGGCAUCUUCAAGAAGUACGGCGUGCAGGUCCUGGGUACGCAGAUUGACGUGAUCAACUACACGGAGGACCGUGAGCUGUUCAACGACAAGCUCGCGGAGAUCAACGAGAAGAUCGCCCAGAGUGAGGCCGUCGAGUCCGUGGAGGACGCCGUGAAGGCUGCGUACAACAUCGGCUUCCCGGUGAUGAUCCGUUCUGCGUUCGCGCUGGGCGGUCUGGGCUCGGGUAUCUGCGAGGACGAGGCUCAGCUGCGCAAGAUGGCCAAGCAGGCCUUCUCGGGGAGCCCUCAGAUCCUGGUGGAGCGCUCCAUGAAGGGCUGGAAGGAAGUUGAGUACGAGGUCGUGCGUGAUGCCGCCAACAACUGUCUGACGGUGUGCAACAUGGAGAACUUCGACCCCCUCGGUAUCCACACGGGCGAGUCGAUCGUUAUCGCUCCUUCGCAGACCCUGUCGAACCGCGAGUACCACAUGCUGCGUGAGACUGCCGUCAAGGUGGUGCGUCACCUUGGCAUUGUCGGCGAGUGCAACAUCCAGUACGCGCUGAACCCCGAGUCCGAGGAGUACUGCAUUAUCGAGGUGAACGCUCGUCUGUCGCGUUCGAGCGCUCUGGCGUCGAAGGCUACAGGCUACCCGCUCGCCUUCGUGGCCGCCAAGCUUGCUCUGGGCAUCAACCUUCCGGACCUGAAGAACUCGGUGACCAAGAGCACCACGGCUUGCUUCGAGCCGUCGCUUGACUACUGUGUUGCCAAGAUGCCGCGUUGGGAUCUAGCCAAGUUCGACAACGUCAGCACUGAGAUCGGUUCGUCCAUGAAGAGUGUUGGUGAGGUGAUGUCGAUUGCCCGCACCUUCGAGGAGGCCAUUCAGAAGGCUAUUCGUAUGGUGGAGCCUUCGAACGAGGGUUUCGAGCAGCGCUUCGACGAGUUGCCGCACGAUGAGCUGGUGAAGGCUCUGAGCAAGCCCACGGACCGUCGUAUCUACCAGAUCGCGCAGGCGUUGAAGACCGGCCAGCUGUCCAUCGAGCAGGUGCACGAGAUCACCAAGAUUGACACUUGGUUCCUGAGCCGUCUGCAGGCCAUUGCCGACUGCGACGUGAACCUGACUGGCAAGAACGUGAACGAGGUGACCGCUGCUGAAAUCACCCAGGCGAAGAAGCUCGGUUUCUCGGACCGUCAGCUUGCUCGCAUGUUCAGCUGCACGGACGACGAGGUGCGCGCCAAGCGUAAGGAGCUUGGCAUUGUGCCGGCCGUGAAGCAGAUUGACACGCUUGCUGCUGAGUACCCGGCUCAGACGAACUACCUGUACAUGACGUACAACGGUACGGAGCACGAUGUUCCUGCUCAGGACCCGAACGACGGCGUGAUGGUUCUUGGCAGCGGUGCCUACCGUAUUGGUAGCUCUGUCGAGUUCGACUGGUGCGCUGUGAGCUGCAUCCGCACGCUGCGCAAGCUUGGCCACCGUGCUGUCAUGCUCAACUACAACCCCGAGACGGUGAGCACGGACUACGACGAGUGUGACCAGCUGUACUUCGAGGAGCUGUCAAAGGAGCGCGUGAUGGACGUCAACGACCGUGAGGGCGUUCAGGGCGUGGUGGUGUCCGUGGGCGGACAGAUCCCGAACAACCUCGCGCUUCCGCUGCACAAGGCCGGCGUGAAGGUUAUGGGCACGCACCCGACGAUGAUCGACAGCGCCGAGGACCGUUACAAGUUCUCGAAGCUGAUGGACGAGGCUGGUGUGCCUCAGCCGGCUUGGAAGGAGCUGACGAGCCACGCUGACGCUCGCGAGUUCGCUGAGCGUGUCGGCUACCCCGUGCUGGUGCGUCCUUCGUACGUGCUGAGCGGUGCUGCCAUGAACGUUGCGUACAACUUCGAGGAGCUGGACAACGUCCUGAACCAGGCCGUUGCGGUGUCUGCGGACCACCCCGUCGUGAUCACCAAGUUCGUGGAGGGCGCCAAGGAGCUGGAGUUGGACGCUGUUGCCAAGGAUGGCAAGGUGAUUGCCGCUGCCAUCUCGGAGCACGUCGAGAACGCUGGUGUUCACAGUGGUGACGCCACUCUGGUGCUGCCGCCUGUGGAGGCCAGCUCGUUCUACACGAACCAGAUUAAGCGCAACGCCGAGAAGAUCGCCAAGGCGCUGAACAUCUCCGGUCCGUUCAACGCGCAGUUCCUGGCCAAGGGCGCUGAUGUGAGCGUGAUUGAGUGCAACCUGCGUGCGUCGCGUUCGUUCCCGUUCGUGUCGAAGACCACGGGCGCUGACUUCAUCAACGCCGCCACCAAGGUCAUGGUUGGCGAAUCGACGGAGAACGACAACCUGCCUCCUCUUGACGGCCCCAAGCGCCCGGAGGGCUACGUCGGCAUCAAGUCGCCCAUGUUCUCGUACACUCGCCUGGGUGGCGCUGACCCGCUGCUCGGCGUCGAGAUGGCUUCGACGGGCGAGGUGGCUUGCUUCGGCAAGAACCGCCACGAGGCGUUCCUGAAGGCGCUGAUCUCAUCGAACUUCAAGCUGCCGGAGAAGAACAUCCUGCUGUCCAUGCAGGACAAGUUCUCGGAGGAGUUCGUGCACGCUGCCUACAAGAUGCACGAGCUGGGCUACAACCUGUACACGACGGAGAAGACGCACGCGUACCUGAAGAAGUACGACAUCCCGUCGACCAAGGUGGACUUCCCGUCGGACGGCGACAGCGAGAACAACGCGCUGAACCUGAUCAAGGACGGCAAGAUCGACCUGGUGGUGAACCUGCCCAACAACCAGAGCCAGCAGACGGAGAACAACUACCUGAUCCGUCGUACCGCGGUGGACUUCUCCAUCCCGCUGCUCACGAACAUCAGCCUGGUGCAGCUUUUCGUGGAGGCCAUGGCCGUCCACAAGAGCAAGCCGAUGCUCGGCCUCGAGCCGGACAGCCUGUUCGACUACUACAAGCGCGAGAAGGAGGAGGAGGCGUGGACGGACGUGCACGAGUUCCACUAAGCGCACCAGCAAGAGACCAUGAAAAAUGAGUCGAGUAUUUCGUGGAGAGCGCUAAGAAGCAUGUCAUCAACACGAUUAUUUUUAUCU